CAUGACUUUCGACAUCAUAUUUUGGGUUUAAAUAAUCAUGAUGGAGGGUUCCUUAAGUAAAUGGACGAAUGUGAUGAAAGGUUGGCAGUAUCGGUGGUUCGUUUUGGAUGAAAAUGCCGGACUCCUCUCCUACUACACGUCUAAAGAGAAGAUGACACGCGGCGUUCGGCGAGGCUGUGUGCGUCUACGCGCAGCCGUCAUAGGUAUAGACGACGAAGACGAUUCAACGUUCACCAUCACCGUCGAUCACAAGACUUUUCAUUUCCAGGCCCGAGACGGUUCAGAACGUGAGCGCUGGGUCCGCGCCCUCGAAGACACGAUCUCCCGACACGGUCGUCGGUCGCGCUGGUCGCGGAGCGUUCCAGCGCCGAGCGCGCGGCAUGGCGACCUCGAGCGGCGGAUAGCCGAGGCGGACGCGUACCUGCAGAUCAUGAUCGAGCUGGUGGAGAAAAUGACACUCAGGGUGUCAGAGCUGGGUGACCCGCAUGAGAAGGCGAAAGGACAAGUUAUAUUAGACCAUUCCAAUGCAAUGUUGGAUAACAUAAAACAUUCCAUAGUGCUUCUACAAAUAGCUAAGAAUACAGUAAAUCCCGUAAACGGUGUCUACCAAGGACCAACAAGUACCUCACAAACACAUAUCAAACAAGGGUCUUCAGACGUUUCCCCGCACGUGGAGCUGGGCUCCGAAUGUCGGGAACUGUCUACUUCUACACACUCACUGCCAUUGGAAGCCAUCGAUGCGACAAGGCAAGCCAUGUCGCUGUUAGUCCCCGACACAUCGUACUCGUCGUCUGAAGGAGAAGACGACUUCUACGACGCGGACGAUGGAGUGGAAGACACGCAGCCGGGACCUAGUGCAAGUCGGACUUGCCCGGCAGAGGGCGCGCCUGAGCCGGACUCAGCGCCGCCCGUCGACCUGCCGCGAACGAGAGAUGGAGAGAUCGACUAUGACGCGUUAUACGAGGAGGAGUCAGACAGCGACCUCGGUUCGAUGGAGAACCAUGGGUCCGUGGUUACGCAUCUACUGUCACAGGUCAAGAUUGGAAUGGACCUUACCAAGGUCGUCCUCCCCACUUUUAUCCUAGAAAGGCGAUCGUUGCUAGAGAUGUACGCGGACUCUUUCGCACAUCCCGACCAGUUUGUCAAGAUAGUAGACCAGCCAACGCCCCGCGACCGCAUGAUCCAAGUGGUCCGGUGGUACCUGAGCUCAUACCACGCCGGACGCAAGUCGCAAGUGGCCAAGAAACCGUACAACCCCAUCCUAGGCGAGGUGUUCCGAUGCUACUGGGACCUGGAUGCUAAUGAAUCACAACCCCAGGACAAGCUACAAGAAGUAGGCGACGGGCCGGUUCCCUGGUGCACGCCCGAGCAGCUCUCGUUCGUGGCCGAGCAGGUGUCGCACCACCCGCCCAUCUCGGCGUUCUACGCGGAACACGUUAAUAAACGAAUACAGUUUGAAGCGUGGGUAUGGACAAAAAGCAAGUUCCUAGGGCUGUCGAUCGGCGUCCACAACAUCGGUAAAGGCACUGUCACACUUUUAGACACCGGCGAAGAGUAUACGCUUACUUUCCCUAACGGAUACGGCAGAUCAAUACUAACGGUUCCGUGGAUCGAGCUCGGCGGCUCCGUUUGCAUAGAGUGCGUACAGACCGGCCACAAGGCCAACGUGGAGUUCCUCACCAAGCCCUUCUACGGGGGCAAGAAACACCGCGUGACGUGCGAAGUCUUCGCCGGGGCGGAGAAGAAACCGUAUUACACGGCGCAGGGGGAGUGGAAUACUAGGGUGGACGGUCGGUGGACAGAGUCAGGGCGCAACGAAGUCCUCUUCGAGGUAUCAAACAUGAAGCCGCGGCGCAAGCGCGUGGCGCCCGUGUCGCGCCAGCAGCCGCACGAGUCGCGCCGCGUGUGGCGCCACGUCACCGCCGCGCUGCGGGCGCAGGACUGCGAGCAGGCCACGCUGGCCAAGAGCAGGGUCGAGCAGGCGCAGCGGGACCAGGCCAAGCAGAGGGCGGCCACCGGGGACAAGUGGAACACGCAGGUAUGUAGCGCGGGACUGCGAGCAGGCCACGCUGGCCAAGAGCAGGGUCGAGCAGGCGCAGCGGGACCAGGCCAAGCAGAGGGCGGCCACCGGGGACAAGUGGAACACGCAGGUAUGUAGCGCGGGACUGCGAGCAGGCCACGCUGGCCAAGAGCAGGGUCGAGCAGGCGCAGCGGGACCAGGCCAAGCAGAGGGCGGCCACCGGGGACAAGUGGAACACGCAGGUAUGUAGCGCGGGACUGCGAGCAGGCCACGCUGGCCAAGAGCAGGGUCGAGCAGGCGCAGCGGGACCAGGCCAAGCAGAGGGCGGCCACCGGGGACAAGUGGAACACGCAGGUAUGUAGCGCGGGACUGCGAGCAGGCCACGCUGGCCAAGAGCAGGGUCGAGCAGGCGCAGCGGGACCAGGCCAAGCAGAGGGCGGCCACCGGGGACAAGUGGAACACGCAGGUAUGUAGCGCGGGACUGCGAGCAGGCCACGCUGGCCAAGAGCAGGGUCGAGCAGGCGCAGCGGGACCAGGCCAAGCAGAGGGCGGCCACCGGGGACAAGUGGAACACGCAGGUAUGUAGCGCGGGACUGCGAGCAGGCCACGCUGGCCAAGAGCAGGGUCGAGCAGGCGCAGCGGGACCAGGCCAAGCAGAGGGCGGCCACCGGGGACAAGUGGAACACGCAGGUAUGUAGCGCGGGACUGCGAGCAGGCCACGCUGGCCAAGAGCAGGGUCGAGCAGGCGCAGCGGGACCAGGCCAAGCAGAGGGCGGCCACCGGGGACAAGUGGAACACGCAGGUAUGUAGCGCGGGACUGCGAGCAGGCCACGCUGGCCAAGAGCAGGGUCGAGCAGGCGCAGCGGGACCAGGCCAAGCAGAGGGCGGCCACCGGGGACAAGUGGAACACGCAGGUAUGUAGCGCGGGACUGCGAGCAGGCCACGCUGGCCAAGAGCAGGGUCGAGCAGGCGCAGCGGGACCAGGCCAAGCAGAGGGCGGCCACCGGGGACAAGUGGAACACGCAGGUAUGUAGCGCGGGACUGCGAGCAGGCCACGCUGGCCAAGAGCAGGGUCGAGCAGGCGCAGCGGGACCAGGCCAAGCAGAGGGCGGCCACCGGGGACAAGUGGAACACGCAGGUAUGUAGCGCGGGACUGCGAGCAGGCCACGCUGGCCAAGAGCAGGGUCGAGCAGGCGCAGCGGGACCAGGCCAAGCAGAGGGCGGCCACCGGGGACAAGUGGAACACGCAGGUAUGUAGCGCGGGACUGCGAGCAGGCCACGCUGGCCAAGAGCAGGGUCGAGCAGGCGCAGCGGGACCAGGCCAAGCAGAGGGCGGCCACCGGGGACAAGUGGAACACGCAGGUAUGUAGCGCGGGACUGCGAGCAGGCCACGCUGGCCAAGAGCAGGGUCGAGCAGGCGCAGCGGGACCAGGCCAAGCAGAGGGCGGCCACCGGGGACAAGUGGAACACGCAGGUAUGUAGCGCGGGACUGCGAGCAGGCCACGCUGGCCAAGAGCAGGGUCGAGCAGGCGCAGCGGGACCAGGCCAAGCAGAGGGCGGCCACCGGGGACAAGUGGAACACGCAGGUAUGUAGCGCGGGACUGCGAGCAGGCCACGCUGGCCAAGAGCAGGGUCGAGCAGGCGCAGCGGGACCAGGCCAAGCAGAGGGCGGCCACCGGGGACAAGUGGAACACGCAGCUAUUCAGCCCGAUGGGGGAGGACGCGUGGGAGUACAACGCGCCGCUGCGCAAGCGCCGCGAGCGCCGCGACGACAGCGAGCGGUAAUGUCGUCGCGUCGCCGUCGCGUUGUCGCCAUGUUGCCCCCGUGUUGCCGCCGUGUCGCCAGCGCGUUGCUCGGAGACUGGGCCUGUUUCAAGGGCGUUCCACUAGUGUCAUUCGCCGAAUGCUGCGAGGGUCGGUGGCAUCAAACCGUCUGUCCCCGUUAAAGCGUUUUCUAAAUUGUAUUGUAUGGGAAGUUUCAUAGAUCUGUGCUGCGUGAUGUUGAUUAGUCUGUUAACUGUUGUUGGUGCAACUGGCCCUUAAAGGUGCUGAUAGACUGUAUCAAUCACUUUUAAUGAGCAUUCUUGCAAACUGCGAACGCUUGUUCUGCUCAAGUCUAUCAGCACCUUAAUA
This is a messenger RNA of Cydia pomonella (codling moth), 4153 nucleotides long. Its product is annotated as oxysterol-binding protein-related protein 9. The record is from RefSeq and is a predicted model, not a curated record. The transcript has 18 exons. Lineage: Eukaryota; Metazoa; Arthropoda; Insecta; Lepidoptera; Tortricidae. Gene Ontology annotation, cellular component: cytosol; membrane; intracellular membrane-bounded organelle. The coding region runs from base 38 to 2158 and encodes 706 amino acids. Gene Ontology annotation, molecular function: sterol binding.